GGUGCACAUGCCCCCUUUUUCCGUCUCCUAUGGUUAAGCUAGAUAACUACUAGUGAAUGAUAGGCGCGCGAAUUGCUAAAGAGUAGAUGAUGUUCGGUGCACAGUAGUAAAGAGUGAAGACAGAUACUAUUUUGGAAAAAACCAACGGCAUGGACCACCCCAAGAGGAGCACGGCCGCGGCGCCCUCCCUGCCCGACGAUGCCCUGGUGGAGAUCCUCUCCCGCCUCCCCGCCAAAUCCCUCUGCCGGUUCAAGUGCGUCUCCAGGGCCUGGCGCGACCUCAUCGCCGACCGCCUCCGCUGCAACAGGCUCCCCCAAACCCUCGAGGGCUUCUACGUCUUCGACGGCGACGAUGAGACGCAGGGCGGCAGCAGCGAUGCCGGCGGCGUGAGCCCGGAUCGCGUUGUCCACGGGCGCUUCAUCAACGCGCUGGGUAAAUCCUCGCCCCUUGCGUCUUUCUCGUUCAUGGGGAAGCAGCCGGGGAUCGAGGAAUUCGGCCUCUUGCGUUCCUGCAACGGCCUUCUUCUCUUCGGCCACAGAAGGGCUGGAGAUUCCUAUGAUUCACUGGGCUAUAUCGUCUGCAACCCUGCCACCGAGCAAUGGGUGGCCGUGCCCAGCUCCGGCUGGAAACCUCUUCCCCUAUUUGAUGAGCUUGAGGACCCUGGCUCUGACUCCGACACUGAAAUUGGCUGGGCUUGCACCUAUUUGAUUUUCAACCCUGCCGUGUCCAAGCACUUUCAGUUGGUCGAGUUCAUUUCGGACGAUUAUGUAAGCGUUGUAAGCGUGGAAGAGGUACGCGCAUACUCGUCUGAAACUGGGGUAUGGUGUGAUAGCCAUUGGUCUUCAGAUUACUGCAUGUCAUUCUUCGCAGGAAGUGCUGUUGUUAAUGGCAUGCUGCACCUCAGUGUCUCCAGCUUUCAUAAUGAUACACGCCAGGAUCUAAUACUUGCAGUUGAUGGGCAAGGGAAGGAAUGUAGGAGCCUCAGCUCUCCCCAGAAGUGUUUCGAUGUUGCUUUUGUUGGUGAAUCCCAAGGACUCGUGCAUUGCUUGAGUCAACAUAAAGACAACACACGCCAGAUGACUGAACUGUCCAUUUGGGUCCUUCAGGACUAUGAUGCAGAAGAAUGGGUUCUGAAGCAGAGUGUGGAUUUUUUCAAGCUGUUUGGAAGAAUGAAUUGCCGAGUUGAGUUUGACUAUAGUGUGGUUGCCAUUCAUCCGGAUCGCAAUUUGAUCUUUUUCUUUCAGCAGUGGGACCUGAAACUGAAAUCAUAUGACAUGGAUAGGAAGGUGUGCACGCUCUGCACUCUAGGGGUUGGCCCUCAGAAUAUUUUCCCAUUAGUUCCCUAUUAUGCGGAGUCAUCGGCCCUUGCUAAUAAACACUGAAAUUUUGCCUUGUGAAAGUACUGGUCAAAUUUGAUUUUCCAAGUAUGGAGCACAGGAGGAUCUGGCGACAUAAAUAUAUCUGUAGUAUUAGGUAAUGUUUUCUGAUAAUGCUUUGGUAUAUAUACCUUCUCACGUGUUUUGUAUGCUAAGCACGUGUUAUAUGUAUGCAACUGCCUCGUUAGUUGCACAAUGUAUGAUAUUUGGACUAAUAGUUCGUAUGCUUUGUAUUUCACUGGUUCCAGAAUCGUAAUCACUGUAGCACUUUCUUUUCCA
Molecule: messenger RNA, 1655 nt
Organism: Panicum virgatum (switchgrass)
Lineage: Eukaryota; Viridiplantae; Streptophyta; Magnoliopsida; Poales; Poaceae
Product: putative F-box protein At3g52320
Exons: 2
Coding region: 150-1382 (410 amino acids)
Molecular function (GO): protein binding
Source: RefSeq, a predicted model, not a curated record